AUGUCUAAAUGUAUGACAGUCUUAGCAUGUCGAUAUCAUCCAGAUGCUACACUUAUUGAAGAUUAUAGAGCAGGCGAUGUAAUCUGUUCACAAUGUGGCCUUGUUGUAGGCGAACGAAUGAUCGAUGUUAGUUCUGAAUGGCGUGAUUUUGGAAAUGAAUCAGACUCAAAAGAUAAGAGUCGUGUUGGCAGUGCUCAAAGUUUACUAUAUGAUUAUGCUAAUCUUGAAACUACAACAUCUAUAGGGAAAGGUGCAGGAGCACUUGAUGAAUUAGGAAAACAAAAAUAUAACAAGAAAAUAAGUCAAAUAUCAUCUGCGGAUCAAGCAUUACGAAAUGGUCAUGAUGCUAUUCGAGCAAUGGCUGCACGUAUUAAUUUAACAAAGAAAGUUAUUGAUCGAGCAUUUUUAAUAUAUAAAUUUUGUUAUGAAAAAAAAUGUUUACGUGGUUAUUCAUCAGAAGCAAUUAUUGGUGCAUGUAUUUAUAGUGCUUGUCGACAAGAAGGUUCACCACGUACAAUAAAAGAAAUUUGUGAUAUUUCAAUGGCAUCAGUAAAAGAACUUGGUCGAUGUUUUAAUAAAAUAAAACUAUCUACACCAAAUCCAACUGCAAUUCAAUCAAUUGAUAUAAAAAAUUUGGUGCCUCGUUUCUGUAAUCAACUUCAACUUGAACAAGAAAUACUUAUACGAAAAACAGCUAUUCAUAUUGCUGAACGUGCUAAUGAAGUUUGUAAUAUUCAAGGUCGUGCACCAAGUUCUAUUGCUAGUGCAGCUAUUUAUAUGGCUUGCUUAGCUGCACGUGAAAAGAUAACAAAGAAAGAUAUUCAAAAAUCAGCCGGUGUUUCCGAAGGUGUUAUACGAAUCAUAUAUAGAAUUAUGUUACCUCAUGCUGCUGAAUUAUUUCCAAAUGAUUUUAUAUUUAAAUGUCCAAUUGCUAAUUUACCAAUGCUUUAA
Molecule: messenger RNA, 951 nt
Organism: Rotaria sordida
Lineage: Eukaryota; Metazoa; Rotifera; Eurotatoria; Philodinida; Philodinidae
Source: the annotation of a GenBank genome assembly